Molecule: messenger RNA, 12469 nt
Organism: Nilaparvata lugens (brown planthopper)
Lineage: Eukaryota; Metazoa; Arthropoda; Insecta; Hemiptera; Delphacidae
Gene: Taf4
Product: transcription initiation factor TFIID subunit 4
Exons: 15
Coding region: 56-3499 (1147 amino acids)
Biological process (GO): transcription initiation at RNA polymerase II promoter; DNA-templated transcription
Cellular component (GO): transcription factor TFIID complex
Molecular function (GO): DNA binding; protein heterodimerization activity; RNA polymerase II general transcription initiation factor activity
Source: RefSeq, a predicted model, not a curated record
AUGGCUAUAUUGCACAGCAAUAUUGUGUAGUGUUUCUCAAUAUCUAUAAUUGAUUAUGAAAGAUGUUUUAAACAAUAUAUUAUGCCUAAAUUACAAAUGUUUCUAUCCAAAUAAUGAAAUAUCUUUCCAAAUUGAUGAAUUUCAUUCAAUAUUUAAAAAUAAAACAGUUUCUAUUGUAUGUAAAGUAGAAGACUACUUUACGUUUUUACUCCGUCUCAAGGGCAAUGCACUGUGGGUACGAUUUGUGUAUGGCGCAUGCGCACAUCAGUUUACAGUUGGAUUUUGGCAGAAAAUGGCGUCAGCGAAGUUCUUGGAGGAAGCUCUCAGCACAGACGUGGAUGAGUCGGCAGUGAACGCUUUAGUUGGUUCUCUUGAAGAUCAGUUGGUUACAACAGCUCCUAAUGCUUCUAAUCCACAAGCAACUUCUGUUACAGUGAAUCAAAAUCAUAUGACCAGCUCUAUUUCAAAUGGGGGCACAGUAACUACUCAGAAACAUGGUGUAUCUAACGGUGGGUCAGACUCUAUGAAUAUUAUUUUAAACAAUGACGCGAAUAAAGUUUUACCUAGUGCUUCUCAUCAAAGUUCGAACACUUUACCUACGAGUGUCGUGAAUACAGUUGUUGCUUCGUUACAUGGUGGUGUUACGUCUAGUGGUUUUCUCAAUCAAGUGACUUCUAAUAUAGGCUUAGUUCAGCCUAAUCUAACUAAUGUUAACAAACCACAAGAAAAUGUUAAAUUAGUGUUCCCAUCAAAUAGUCAAGCUGUGACAACAAGUGUAGGUGUUAACAUAAACAAUAGAGUAACUUACGCAAAUCAAACAACUUCCCUCCCAAAUGGUAGUAUAGGCAUAACACAUAGUGGCUUGAAUGUUACAUCAACUAAUGUACAGAGCAUUGUUACACAGAGUUAUUCACAAGCUGGUAGCAAUGCAAAUAAACAGGUAGGAAGUGUAGUUGGCAUGGACCAGAAUAAACCGACUGGAACGGCAUUAGUAAUAAAAUCUAGUGGAAAUUCUCAUGGGACGCAAGGUGCUCAGAUGACAACUGGCGUUGUUCCUGUUUCGAUGACAGUUAAUUCUACAAUGACUCUGACUGGAUCUCAUGCCGUUAAUACGGCUAUAAAUACCACCACGUCUUCUGGAGUACCUGGCGUUGUUACGUUAGCCAAGCCCAUCAAUCAGUCUGUAGGUACACAGCAGACAAUCGUUGGAAAUAAUCCUACAUUAAUUCCGACCAAUGUCCAAAUACUCAAUGUGAAUGCUAUUCGAGCUGCCGCCCCAGGACAGGCGGGGCAAAAGACAUUGCCAUCAAGGGUUAUGAUAGGCCCUCAGAUGGUUAGUGCCAGACCUGGCCAACCAGGACAGAUCACGUUGCAAGCACUGCAAGGCCUGCAGCCGGGCACUCAAGGUCAUCUGCUGGUCAAGACUGAGAACGGCCAGUAUCAGCUGUUACGGGUGGCCGGCACUACGCAGACGCAGACGGCCGCCAUAGCGCCAAACAACGCCGCCGGAACUGCCUUUCGCAUGCAACAUGUCCCUGCUGCGGGAGGUGCCGCAGCAGGGACUAUUCAUACCCAGGUGCCGGCUUUGGCUGCUACAACCACCACCACUACCACACCAACCGUUGUUACACAGCAGCAGCAGCAGCAGACCCAACAACAACAGCAGCAGACGACACAGCAACAGCAGACGACGCAGCAGCAACAACAGCAGACGACAACAGGAGGCGUGGCCAGCCAACAGCAACGACACGGCGUCGACACGACCAAGGAGAAAUGCCGCAAGUUCCUGGCCAACCUGCUGGAGUUGUCGAGUCGCGAGCCGAAGGCGGUCGAGACCAAAGUGCGCACUCUCAUCCAGGAGCUCGUCGACACCAAGGUGGAACCGGAACAGUUCUGCGAUCGCCUCGAACGGCUGCUCAACGCCUCGCCGCAGCCUUGUCUUAUCGGCUUUCUCAAAAAAAGUCUACCACUACUUCGACAAUCAAUGGUGACGAAUGAACUGGUAAUAGAAGGAAUUCGGCCGCCUCCUCGCAAUGUAGUAUUCUCAAUAGCAUCGACAACACCAACCAUCGUUCAACCACAACAAGUUCAGACAAGUCAAUCGACGGUAGCAAUGACGACGAGCGUUCGACCACAAGUACAAAUGAACACAACACCACAGAUGAGGGUGAUCACUCACCCGAACACCACCCCUGUCUCCACCCCCACUCGACCAACUCAGCAGAUCCAGCAUCGCAUCGUUACUAAGUACCUACAGCCAAUGCGGGUUCCGUCGCCGGUCACGACAAAGGUGAUGAACGCCGUGUCGACGGGGGGCGUGAGGGGGGUGGGCACGAGUGUGGGGAUAGGGGUGGGGACCGGGGGGCCGACAACACCUCAAGUGGUGCGUGUGCAGACGACACCCGUACGCGCAAACGCACCCACAACCACCACCAUCAUCAAGACGCCGAGCGUCGCUGCAGCGCUGCAUCUCAAACAGCAGCAGCAGCAGAGUCAUGCGGCUGCUUUGCUCGCGGCAAAGGCGGCGGCAGCAGCGGGGGGCAGCAUAGGGGUGGGGGUGGGAACGGGGGGACUGGCCGCCUCUCGGUUAACGACGACAUCGAUUGUGACGUCAGCCGCCUCCAAGGCUCCCUCCUUCCUCCUCAAGGCGGUCACCGCCUCCGCCGCCGCCAAAGACAAGGAGAAAAAAUCGUUCGCCUCGGCCGGGGGCGGGGGAGGCGGUGGAUACACGGGUGAUGACGACAUCAAUGACGUGGCGGCGAUGGGAGGUGUGAACCUGGCCGAGGAGACGCAGAGGAUAUUGGGCUCCACCGAACUCAUUGGCACCCAAAUCAGAUCCUGUAAAGACGACCUCUACCUGCACGCUUCACCUCUUAUGCACAAAAUUUGUCAAAUAGCUUCUCGACAUGGCCUUGAUGACCCUACCUCGGACGUGGCGUCCCUAGUAUCGCAUGCGACACAGGAGAGGCUAAAAACACUUGUAGAAAAACUGGCUGUGAUAGCUGAACAUAGGAUAGACUUCAAUAAGGCGGAUAGCCAGUACGAGGUGACACAGGACGUGCGCGGGCAGCUGAAGUUGCUGGAGGAGUUGGACAAGGCGGAGCGAAAACGGCACGAGGAGCAGGAGAGGGAGUUGCUGCUCAGGGCGGCCAAAAGUCGCAGCAAGACAGAGGACCCCGAGCAGGCCAAGCUCAAGGCCAAAGCCAAAGAGAUGCAACGAGCCGAAAUGGAAGAGUUGCGACAAAGAGAAGCGAACCUUACGGCGCUGCAGGCUAUCGGCUCUCGAAAGAAACCAAAGCUCGAGUCAUCAGAUAUGCUGGCGAGUAGUGGGCAGUCCUCAUCCGGUAACUCCACAAAUACAAGUAGCAAUAGCAGUCGAUUCCAAUUGGCGAGCCGUCCGCGCUUAAAGCGAGUGAACCUUCGCGAUCUGCUCUUCCUGCUGGAACAGGAGAAGGAGUCGUGUCGGACGCCGCUGCUCUACAGGGCGCACCUCAAGUGAUGCAUGUCCUUCCCCCUCCCCCUUCCUCCUCCCACUCCUCACCCCCCACCACCACCACCACCACCAAACUCAGCCGACGCCGCCUAGGGACCAAGUUAGUUGAAUAAUUCAAUUGUACUGUACUGUGUGUAGAUAGAUAGCAGUUGACAGACACCAAGUGGCAUUCGCUUUCAACUGUCAAUGCUUACCCCAAUCAAACAAUGCUUACAGUUUCCGUAAAAAUUAUUAUUCUGAUAAUAAUUAUUGAUUAAUAAUUCUUUUGAUUAAUAAUUAUUAUAACAAUUGCUUCCCGUUCAACCAAUGCUGACAGCCCUUAACUCUGAUAAAAUACUUUGAAGCAAUGGGAAGCAUUGAAAGUGAAAAGUGAAUGUGAAGUCGCUUCAGCAUUGUCUAUCGGCUGGGUCGAUCAAUGUUUGAUUUCAGAUCAACCCUUGGUGACCGAUCAACUGAGUAGAUAAUAAUUUUCCUAUUAUUGAGUUGAAUAGUGGUUCAAUUUGCUAGUGGAGAGGGAUUACUGUUAAUUUUCUCCAAUCAUUUAAUUUUUACCAAUCAUUUUAAUGAAUUGUGUAUAAUAUUGAUCCAAUAAUAUGAAUAUGGUUUCCCUCGAUAUUAUGGAAUGUCACAUUCCUACAACUUUUUAAUGUUCUCUUCUAAAAAAAUCCAGUUGUGACAUUUUAUAAGUUUGUCAGUUUCUUUUUCAAAUUGACAACCUUCUUUUGGUUGAUCUCUGAAACCUCAUUUGUAAAUAAUUUAUAUAUUUUUUAAUUAAUUCAGUUGAUGAUAAAAAAGUAAAAUUCGUAAUGGUCAACUAUAAUUUUAAAAAAAUCUAUAAUUCUAAAAAAAUCCAGUUGUGACAUUUUAUAAGUUUGUGAGUUUCUUUUUCAAAUUGACAAACUUCUUUUGGUUGAUCUCUGAAACCUCAUUUGUAAAUAAUUUAUAUAUUUUUUAAUUAAUUCAGUUGAUGAUAAAAAAGUAAAAUUCGUAAUGGUCAACUAUAAUUUUAAAAAAAUCUAUAAUUCUAAAAAAAUCCAGUUGUGACAUUUUAUAAGUUUGUGAGUUUCUUUUUCAAAUUGACAAACUUCUUUUGGUUGAUCUCUCCAACCUCAUUUGUAUAUAAUUUAUAUAUUUUUAAAUUAAUUCAGUUGAUGAUAAAAAACUAAAAUUCGUAAUGAUCAACUAUAAUUUGUAUGUGUAUGGUCUGAUAAUCAUUUUCCUAAAUCGACUUUUUCUUGAGUUCUGAUAUUCCAGAACCUUUAUGAUCAAUGAUAAUCUUAUGAAAUGCAUUACUGUCGUUUUUCUUAACAAAUAAAUUACCGACUUGCAGUCAUCUUUUACUUUAAAUGGAUGGGUUUCUUUGUCUAUCUCAGCCUGGUUUGGCUCCUUCAAAGAAUCCGUCGAAUUUCAUUCAUUGAAGCCAACAAAGCAUAGUGACAUCAAUAAAAUCACUUUGUCAUAGUACUGUAAAAAGCGUUUUCCACAAACUAUUAUUUGAAAGUAUUUCCUCACAAUAGGUACCUUGUGGAGUUAUCUUUAUUCUUCGCACUAGUGCAAUUUUCUCAAAUUCUAUUAUGAAUUUGUAAACUAUCCAUGUAGUUUGCUUAUUUUGACUUUCCAUUUGGUUCCAAAUCGAGUUGACAUGUAAUAAGAAAUAAAUUCUAUAAUUUUAAAUUUUAAAGAUUGUACUAAGACUUAUUUAUAACAGUUUUAUAAAUUAUUGAGUGCCAUUAUAAAUUAAUGAUACUUGAGCUCAGUAAAUACUAAAAUUAAAUAUUUUACUAAAAUCAUAGUUUUACUAUAAAGCAAAACUAACAAUUAAACAACAUUGUUACUCAAUUGCUUUUCUAACAAAUAACACAAAUAAUUAAAUGUAAUAUUGUAUUUUAAAUCAAUCUUCAUCUGAUACCUCUUAUAAUCCCUAGAUUUUAUUGAAUUUGAUAAGAUGAAUAUAAUUUGGCAUAAAUAGUAAAAGUCUACAACCAUGAGUUUUGAAACUACAGUAGUAUAAUACCAUAUAUAUUUUGAUUUUUAACGCAUUAGAUGAAAAUAUUUUUGUAUAACAUGCAUAUUAUGAAACUAAUUCCAUUUAAUAAUGCGUUAUUACAAUAUAACGGUAAAUAACGGUAAAGUAACUGAUACACAAUGUGAUAACCUAAGAUUAAGUACGGUAGUAGUUGACACCAAUAAAGUAAUUUUGUUUCCCCUUUUGAAAGACUUCUGUUCGUUUUUCAUUUUCUAUUGAUUUUUCUAUCACAAAUAAUUAUUCUGAAAAUCCUGUUAUCAUCAUCAUCUCGCUAUAUACGGAGGACAUUUCAUUCUGAAAAUUAGUUUUCUAGAGUGCUAAUAUUUGAUCAGAAUGUUGGUUAACGUUUUUUUUGUGUAGUUGAGAAGUUGAUAUUGUGGUAAUUAUUCCUAUAACAUUUUGACACGUCUUUUUGUUUAAUUGGUUGUUAAAGUACUUGUCAUUACUGCGUGUCGGUAUAUCAAGUAAAGAUUGUAAUGUAUUAAAAAUACAUUGGAUUUGGUAUAAUUGAAAUAGUGUAGCGAGUUUCUAGUUUAGGCUUAUAAGUUUAUUAUUCUUUGAAUUCUCGACAACUACCGAAUGCUUCGAUCAAUCAACUUCAAAUUUCGAACACACAUUCUUGGAGCCGUUAUACACAUCAAGCUCUCUCAUACGUUCGUCAUUUAUUAUGUGAAACAUGAUAUUGUUAUGUAUAUAAUUAAGGAAGGAAAUAUUUUUCCUGUUUCUCAUCUCUAAUUCGGUAUAAUUUUAAUGAUAAGUGAUCUUGUACAAAUGGAUAAAUAUCAAUGAUGAUAAUAUUUUAAUAGAACAUCUUAAAUAUGGAGUUCUGGGUAUUCCAUUAAUAUUAUUUUACAAAGUAAUUUUCCCAUAUUAUGGCCGUAAAUGUGGAUUGAGGGCGGCAAUUUUGAAUAACCACCACAGACUCAAUUUUGAGAUUCACCACAAACUGUCAGCAUCUGUUGAAUGGGGGAAGAAACUGACAUUUUUAUGACCAUUGAUACAUCACUCAAUUUCUUUGGAAUAUUUGAACCAAUAAGUAGUGUGAUAAUCCCUUUUAUUAUACAUUGCAUUACAUCGUACCAAGUAUAUAUAAUCUGAACUAAAAUUUUGUAUAAAUGAUCUCAAGUAGUUCAAUCUAUCAACAGAUCCCUCUCCACUGCAAUAUCUCCAACAAGAAUCAUGCUAUUACAAAAUGUUUCUUCUGUCAGAUAAAUAAUAUAUUUUAAUGUAGAUUUUGUUACUAUAUUAUUUUUGUAAAAAUAUGUUUUUGUUGUUGUUAUUACUAUUAUUUGUUGUGUUGUUUUGAUUUUUGACUGUAGUUUUCUAGUAAACGAGAGAUAUUAUUGUGUACUAUAUUGAUCCUGGAACAAUAUUAUUUGUAUAUUUUUUCGAUUUUAAUCUGUAUUUUGUUGCUCCUACUAUUGACAGUAGGAUUCAGUGAUAGAGUUUUAAAACUUAUAUUCAUUAUGUUUCUAUUUUGAAAUCGUGAAAAAUUAUUUUUUGUUUCAUAGAAAAAUUCUAUCUACGACUAUGUAUGUAAUAUUGAUACCAAAACAGCUAUUUUUUAAACAUUUGGCUAUUAUUGUUCAACUAAACAGAUUCAUGAACUAUUCAGAAUCCAUUUUUUGAUGGGAUCAGUAUCAUCGUUGACGGAGCUAAGACUAGCUGACUAUAUUUAUCAUUUCAUUAUACUAAUCAGCUUCAAUAAUACUGGAGAAUGUAUGAAUUUUCAGCUCUGAUGCGCUGUUCCACCAAGCUCGGUCAAGACAUUUGAACAUGGUCAAAUCAGGUACGGUUUACUAGUGGACUGGAACAUAUGAUUUCUAUGGAGAUAGUUCCAGUGCACACUUUCGAAGUGGCCAUGUUCAAAUGUCUACCGAGCUUAGUGAAAUCGGGCAAUAGAAAUUUAUCAAUAUUGUGGUAGCGUAUACAUUACUGUCCAAAUCUCGCCACGUCAUCAAAAAAGUCAUUCUAUUGUAGCUUUUAUAAUCGAUAUUUCCAAAAUUCAAUAAUGGUCGUAGAUAAAAAAGAUGAUGCCACGGUUGUAUUCUGCUUUCAAACCAUAUCAUAACCUAAGUGUCUGGUUUAAAUAUUUCAUCAACAUUAUCAUUUUCAUUGAUUCACCUACCUGUAUCUUGGUUCAACACAAAAAGUGAAUCAUGAUUCUUAAUAAUCAAAUCAUGUUUCCAUUUCACGUUAUACUAAGUGUAAUUUAAUUCUAUUUUAUUGAACACGGAAUACUCAUACUAAUCGAUUUCUAGAAUAUUUCAAUACUAUGAACCAUGAAUAACGAAAAUCAAUAUUCAACAUGUAAACUUAUUGAAACGUAUUUUACUUGAAAAUAAUGUAAAUUGAACUUUACGCGUAAAUGGCGUGUAGACUUCACUUUCGUAUGCCUUAUCAAAUGAUAUUUAUUAAAUGAUAUUGAUUAAAUAUCAAUGAUAUUAUGUAGAUCUAACGUUCUAAAUGUACUGCUAACAAUGUUUAUGUGUCUUUUUGAUUUUAAUUGAAUUAUUUUUAAUGUAGAAAAACCAAAGAAUCUUUUAAUCUUCCAAUAUAUUGGAUUUUGAAUCAAAUUAUUUUGUUUACAAACAAGUAUUUUAAAACCUUUUUUAACUGAAAUAGCCUCACUAGUUGAGAAUAAUUUUUAAUUAUUUAUUCUAGCUGUUUUUUGGUUAUAAUUCAUGGCCAAAUAAUCAUAGAAAUGUUGAGAUUUUAAAAUCACUUUAACUGAAAUAGCCUCACUAGUUCAGUAUUAAUUUUAAUUAUUUAUUUUUAGCUGUUUUAGUUCAUGACAAAAUAAAACUUGGAAAUAUUGAAGUUUCAGUUGCAUCACAGUUGCCUAUAUUGAAACACUAUACCGGGAAUCCAGUCUUGAUGUCAAAUUAUCGUCUUGGAAAACAUUAGUAAAUUGAAUUAUAACUAUACCAAAGAAUCGGACUCGUAAAGUCCGUAUAUAGGUAUAAUAAAUACGAAUUUGUAAAAUGGUGUUUUAAUUGAAUAAAUUUGAAAUAUAUUAUAACAUUUGAUUUGAGAUUUUAACACUAUAACAUGUGAUUACUAUUAUAACCAUUUUUCCUCUAUAAUUUUAACUAGGAUUGAUCAUUAUUCAUCUGGCUAUGAUUGAAAUUGUUAUAUCAAGCGAUACGAGUAAAUUAGUCAUGUUCUAUAAUGUACAAAAAAUUCUGUAUUCUGUAGAAAACAUUUUAUUUACUUCUCGACGAAAACUGAUUAAUGAAAGUGUCAUUUCUCCGUUGUUGUGUUUAUACAGCUGCAGCAAACUGUCCAGUACUGACCUCGACAUAGACGUUACUGUUUCCAUAGUGCCUCCACGGUCUCACACAGUAUCGACUGGUGAGCCGUCAAUCUAAUUAACUAUCGAAUUAGUGUUGUAUUGCUGGUUCGAGACUUAACAUUGAAUAAUUUAUAUUGGUUACCCACAAGAAUUAUAGUUGAAUUAUAUUGUUGAGCAAAACUAGUGUGUGAUUGUAAUUGUAAGUUUUAGUAAAAAUGCAAAUUUGUCAUCCACGAUGUAAAUAAUUAUUUUUUAACGAUUGGAAGAAGAAUAUUUGAAAUAUUAUUCAAUUUGUACAUAGCGUAUUGUUUUAUAUCAUAAUGUUCCAUUUAGAUUAAUUUAAUAUAAAUAAAUUUUAUUUUUCAAUUGCCUACUUUGUUUUUAAUUUUUGAUUUUGAACUACUUUAUUGUUGGAUAAUACCAGAGACGGGUAGGUUCCCUACAACAAGGUUUCGAUCAUAAAUAUCUUACUAAUUCAACUCCAGGCUCCGUAUAGGUCUUAGUGAUGUCCUUCGAUGAGAACGUUACAUAAUAUUGGUACGGUAUUAGCGGGUUCCUCCUAGAUAGGAUUGCUACUGCUCAAUUCAUAGCAGAGUUUUAUUAUAUAAAAGUGCAGUAAACCUAAAAAUAUGAUGAACUAGAGUGGUAAAAUCAAUAUACUAGAUUAAAAAAUACAUUUUGUACGAAAUUUUAUAUUUGGGGAGCUUUAUUUGAGUAGGAUGGGGGGGGGUAAGUAAUCAUCCAACACCACCUCAAGAUAAUUGAAUUAUCAAUACUUUUAUCUAAUGAGAUGAAUCACUUUAUCAUGAUAAUAUCAAUAUUACCAAUUCCAGAAUUUAAGUUUACCAUAGCAAUUUAAAAUGGUGUAGUGUUUAAACAUUCUUUCAUUUGUAUCGGACAACAAUUUAUUCGAAAAACAACUUUCCUCUACAACUGUAAUAACUAUAGUGAAAUUCACGUUAUCAAGUCAAAACCUGAUUAAUAUUGGUUUGUUAUCUUUGUCUGUCAUUAGACAAUGGAAAUAAUUCUAUCCUUUUCCAUCUCUGCACAGUUUUCAAAUCGCUUGUAGGCUAUGAAGAAAUAUAAUUAACUACCUAAAUAUUCAAUCUCAAACAUGAUAAUUUAUUAUUGAAUUAUAAAUAUGAUAAUAUGUGAGAUAUUAACGACAAGAAUCAACAAAAUAAUAUCAGAUGUACCGGGAUUACUUGAACAUAACUACGCCUUGAAAUUACUUGAAUCACGCCUUGUAUGGAAGGCGUUAGAAAAAGAAAUUUGCUACUAUUCAAUCCAAUCAUUUACACUGAUUAAUGAUUCAAAUAACCUAUUCAAGAGGAUAACCUGAGUUCACAAAACAAAAUAGAAUAGUCCGUAAAAUCGACUCAGAAAAAUUCUCUCAGGUGGCAGACUACCCUAUUGAGUAGUAUGCAGUGAAGGAAAUAAUUGGAAUGAGGUACUAGCAUUAAACUCAUAGGAAAGGUCACGAAACUCAUGUUUCCCCCUAAAUGAAUUAGGGGUCAGCGGAAUUAUUUUCAUAAUUGAUUUAUUUGUGAAUCAAUAAGUUAAUAAUAUCAGUUAUAAGUUAUUAUAUCACUUGAGUAGUUCUCAGAUUCAUUCUUGAACUAAUAGUGAAUACGAUUCUGUCUUGAAUAAGCUUUUGUUUUAGUGAAAAAAUAAUGUCAGUUUCACUGGAUUGAUUGAAAUGCCUUGAAAAAUUCUUCCACUUUGCCACUCCAUUUCGUAUUGAAGUAACUUCCGAAUAGCUUCAAUAACAUAAUCAAUGGAUCUGAAAAUUGGCCUUUGAAAUUGUUGCAGAUAAAUUAUUCUCUACUUCUGUUGGUAUAUCGCAGUUCAUCCCUUUGAUAAUAGUUGUCGCAGUUGCUUCUCAGAUAUUAGAUCUGAUAAUAUCGUUUCAUUGUCUCUUUUCUUAUGGGAUACAUGACAUGUAGGAUAAUAUGAUCAAAUGUACAAAAAGGAAGAAUGCAAUGUCAUGUUGCUUCUUCUACAGUUGACUGUGGGCUAUAGUUUUCUGUUUCACUAAGAGAUUGUUAGCCUUACAGUCUCAACUGCUUUCCUAGUGGCUGUGUUUUGUUAAAAAUAAAGUUCAAAAUUUUCUCUAAGAACACAAACUUCUCAGUAUGUUUUCGAGAUUAUGAAAAAGCAAUAUCAGAACGGUUCCUUCUAGUAUCGAAUAAGGAUCAUUCAAAUGUAUCUACUUAAUAGAACCUUAAUUCAAUACAAAACUCAAACCAACUUUAUAACACACUGGUUGGUCAGUAGUCAAUUAAUGCGAUCGUAGAUGAUAAUUAAAUGUGUAUUGAUUAUUGUUAUCACUAUUGAAAAUAAUAGUCUCAGUACAUUGAUAUCGGGGAUUAUUUUAAUAUUUUAUUACGCAACUUGAUUGAAAACUUAUAUUCUCACACUUUAAAAACAAUAUUUUUCUUUAAAAAUUCUACUUUUUUGGAAGUGAAUAAAAUAUAAUUAUUAUUAUUAACAUUUCAUUUAAGUUACUAUUUGAAAUUUUCUUCUAUAAAUAUCAAUGAUUAGUAGAAUUUAAAUUUUAGAAUACAAUUUAUUGACAUAUCUUAUCAAAUUAUGUAUAGAGUAUAUAAAAUUAUUAUUUUGAAAUCGGAAUUUCAUUUUCAUUUUAAAAUUCUAUUGAUUCUCGAAUUGUAGCAUUUAAAAAAUAAUAAUUAUGUUAUGGGCUGAUAUCACUUCAUUCACUUAUAAUCUCAAUUUUUAGUCUAAUUUUCAAAUUUGUUAGUCUUUGAAUUAGUGAAUUGGUUCAGUGGGUUUUUUAUUUUGAAAAAUAUUCAAAUAUGAGCUCAUAUUUUAAGAGAUUCUCUUGUGAUAUGGUUUCUAUUCUUCAAUUAUCUUUCAUUUUCCAGUUUCUAUCUGUUGACUAAAUGGUUUCAAAUAUUUGUGAUGCAAAUGUUUUAUUAAACAUGUCUACUUCCCGUCUUAUUAAAUAUAAUCAACAAUUUAUUGUUACUAACACAAGUGCAAUUUGAUAGAUUUUGUACUGUUAAGUGUGAACGAACGAAUGCAGAUAAUAACGAUAAAAUGCGGAAUUGAAAACAUUGUGAAUCUUUAUAAUAAUAAAUGAAACAUGUAGUUGAUUUUAGAUAGAAAUAUUAGUCAAACAUUUUUUGUGAAUUUUCUAUUUAAGAUGGUGAGAAUUUGAUUACGUAUGUUUAAUUAAUGUGAAUAUUGUAAAUACAUAAUUGUCAUUUUGUAAAUGAACUCUUAAUAUAUUCGAGAAACAGCUAUUUUUAUGUACAGUGCAUAAAACAACACAAUAAUUAAUAAGUAUAAUGUUUUAAUAAUAAAAAAAUAGUAAAAACCUAAAUUUAUUAAGAAUAUUGUUAGCUUAUUAAAAAGGAUUGUGUUCAUCAGCGUUACGAUUAAUUAUAUGAGGAUAAGAUGUUUUCGAAAAAAAUUAUAAUUAUUUUCAACAACCCUUUGUUAUCCUUCCUUUGCAUGUUAUUUUUCUUUGUAAAUUUGUGUCUAUAGAAAUGUGUCUGGCUUUUGUUAUACUGCUGUACUUCAUUGAACUGUUGAAAACAGUCACUUUGUUUUUGGGAAACAGAGUUGUUAGUUGUGGUGAUGAUAAUUAUUAUUAUUAUUCUGCUUGUUUGAAUAAACCACUUUCAAAAGU